UUAUAUUAUGCGGCUAGUAUACACGGUGGUACACACAUAUAUACACAAGAUAUCUUUUGACAUUAGUCAUAUUCCAUUGCUUUUCCAAUUGUUUUCUUCAAAUUUUCGUGUUUUUCGCAUGGAAUAUUUUCUUUAAAAUGGACAACAAGGGUCGAAAUGUAAUCGUUUGUGAUAAUGGAACCGGGUUUGUGAAAUGCGGAUAUGCCGGCAGUAAUUUUCCAGCUCACAUUUUUCCAUCCAUGGUUGGACGACCGAUAAUCAGAGCUGUAAAUAAAAUUGGAGACAUCGAAGUUAAGGAUUUACAUGUUGAUGAUUUAAUGGUUGGCGAUGAAGCGUCACAAUUGCGUGCUUUGCUUGAAGUCAAUUAUCCGAUGGAAAAUGGAAUUGUACGGAGUUGGGAGGACAUGUGUCAUGUGUGGGAUUAUACAUUUGGACCAAAGAAAAUGAACAUUGAUCCACACAAUACAAAAAUAUUAUUAACAGAGCCGCCAAUGAAUCCUCUGAAAAAUCGAGAGAAAAUGAUUGAGGUUAUGUUUGAAAAAUACGGGUUCGACUCAACAUACAUCGCUAUCCAAGCUGUGCUAACAUUAUACGCCCAAGGACUGAUUUCCGGUGUUGUUAUCGACUCCGGUGAUGGUGUCACACACAUCUGUCCAGUGUACGAAGGCUUUACUUUGCCGCAUUUGACACGACGAUUAGAUAUCGCAGGAAAAGACAUUACACGAUAUCUCAUUAAGCUUUUGCUGUUACGUGGAUAUGCAUUCAAUCAUACUGCUGACUUUGAAACAGUUCGGAUGAUGAAAGAGAAUUUAUGUUAUAUUGGAUAUGACAUUGAAAUGGAACAGAGACUGGCACUAGAAACAACCGUCUUGGUAGAGACGUACACGCUGCCCGAUGGACGUGUCAUUAAAGUAGGUGGAGAACGAUUCGAAGCUCCCGAGGCCUUGUUCCAACCUCAUUUAAUUAACGUGGAAGGACAAGGUAUUGCCGAACUAGUAUUUAGCACAAUUCAAGCUGCUACGAUCGAUAUGCGUUCCGUUCUGUAUAAGCAUAUCGUACUGUCUGGUGGAUCGACAAUGUAUCCUGGUCUUCCCAGUAGGUUGGAACGGGAAAUUAAGCAAUUAUAUUUGGAACGUGUGCUCAAAAAUGACAUUGAUAAGUUAUCGAAAUUUAAAAUUCGAAUUGAAGAUCCGCCUAGUCGAAAAGAUAUGGUUUUCGUUGGUGGAGCUGUGCUGGCUAAUGUGAGUAAAGAUCGCGACGACUUUUGGAUGUCAAAACAGGAAUAUCAAGAACAAGGACUGUUGGUAUUAAAGAAAAUGGGACCACGUUCCUAAUCGCAAUUUUUAUUCCACGAAAGCAUUUAUUACAAUUAUAUCCGUUGAACAGAAUGGCAAGACAAUGAUCAAUUUCCAAGUUCAUUUUGGUUUCCUUUACAAUUUUUUUUUUUUUUCAUAGAAAAUUUCAAUCAUUCGUUCAUCUAUGUUUGUAUACAUCGUUAAUAUAAGGCGUUCAUUGUGAUCAGAAAUAAAAACAAUUAACAGUCACCAAA
Bradysia coprophila is the source of this 1549-nucleotide messenger RNA. It is a transcript of the gene Arp2, whose product is annotated as Actin-related protein 2. NCBI's taxonomy places the organism in Eukaryota, Metazoa, Arthropoda, Insecta, Diptera, Sciaridae. The record is from RefSeq and is a predicted model, not a curated record.